GCUGAUGAGCACACUUCGGAGCGUAAAAAUGACAGAUGGGACACCUUACGGACUCGUAGACUAAGAAAGCAUGCGCAAUUUAAGGCCGUGAGACCGAAAGUUCACAUGAAGUGCGCCAUUUGGGUUUCCACAGUUCCUUGAAAUCCUUGAAAGUUUGUGAAUCUGGGGGGAAAAAAUCAAGGCCCAGGGAAGUUUUUGAAAAUAUACAUACAUAGAUAAAACUCAUUGAAAGUGCUUGAAUCCAUUUUAUAAAAUCCACAUUAUUCCCUGUGUAGUGUAGGAUAAUAUCAUAUCAAUUGUUGUUCCCUGAGAAGGGAACGAGACGCUGCGUCUCCCUUGCCAUACUUUCUGCGUCCCUGUAACGCUGUUUUUGGCAAUAUUUCAGAUAGCGAUAUACUUCCUGCACCCUGUCUUUGUUGUUAAGCCUGGUUAAGCCUCAUCAUUGGUUGAAUUUGAUAUACACAUUCAGAUGCACUUACCACUGGAGGCAUCCCCAAAGUGUCAGCACAGUGACGCAGCGUGAGUUCCCUCAAAAGGUAACUGUAACAAUGUAUCCUUAAAGGUAACACGAUGUACUGGAAAUAUGUCCCUACAUUUGGUCCUUGAAUUUGAGGGUAUUGGACCUGGGGGUCCUUGAAAGGUCGUUGGAUUUGAAGUCAGCCAACCCUGUUCCUAACAAACACACUUGCCAUUAAAACACCCGGCACCUCCCUCACAGAUUUUUGGGCCUUGAUUUUUGUCAUUAAACAACCAGUGGCUUAUUGAAUUAGAGGAAGCAGCCUUUUCUUCCUCAGGAAACUUUCAAAGAAAACAAAGGGAAUCGGGAGCUCAUUUUACUACAGACCCAUAAGACAGAGACUAUAGAGGGAAGCAAAGAAGAACCGGGUCUGUUCUGUUCCAUAAGUACAGAUCCAACCACUGUACUGGUGCGGUGGUGGCAGAGGGGGUCCGGUUUUGGUUGGUACUGAACAAAGCCAACAUGGACAAUUUUCUGACCUCAUUCGGACUGAUGCUCGUGUGUGUUCAAUGCUUGGCUCAAAAUCUCUCUCCAACAGGGAAAAAUGUCUGCUUCAAUCCCAGAGACCCUUCUCCAUCAUGUUGUUCUGGAUGGAGCCAGCAGGGUGAUGAAUGUACAGUGCCACUCUGUGAGGGAGAAAGAGCUUGUCUACAGGAUGAAGUGUGUGUUUACCCUGGAUUCUGCAGGUGCAAACCUGGAUUUUUUGGGUACCAGUGCACAACUCCAUGUCCUCCUAAGUUUUGGGGGUCAGAUUGCCGUGAGCUAUGUCCUUGUCACCCUCAUGGGUUGUGUGACCCAAUAACAGGAGAAUGCUCGUGCUUCCCCAACCGCUGGGGCAACCUGUGCCAAAACAGCUGCAAAUGUGGACGUCAUGGUAAAUGUGACCCAGUCUACGGCAACUGCACUUGCGAGGAGGGGUGGUGGACAUCCACAUGUACCAAAGCCUGUCAGUGCCACCCCGGAGCAUCCACCUGCGACCAAGCCACAGGCCGCUGUCUGUGUAAUGAUCUAUACUGGGGCCAAAAGUGCAGUUUGCGCUGCAAUUGCUACGUGUCUCCUUGCCAGCAGCACACUGGUGAAUGUCAGUGCAUCAAUGGUUGGUGGGGUCCAUCCUGUGACCGCCGUUGCAACUGUGAUCUCCACCAUGCCGACUGCCUCCCGUCGGACGGCACCUGUUUGUGCCACCCUGGUUAUAAAGGUCCUUACUGCAACGCACCCUGCAGUGAUGGAAAAUAUGGCAGCGGUUGUGAGAAGAGCUGUGGACGCUGUGAGGGUGGCAGGCCUUGUACUAAACAAGACGGCCUCUGUGAUGCCUGUGAACCAGGAUGGAAUGGCACUCGCUGUGACCAGCGCUGUCCUGAAGGUUACUACGGUCAUCGUUGCCAGGACAUAUGCCCACAAUGCAGAAACAAAGAACCAUGUGACCCAGAAACUGGAGAAUGCUUAUCCUGUGACCCUGGUUGGACUGGACCAAGAUGUGACAAACCCUGCCCAGAUGGCACUUAUGGAGAUGAAUGUCGCUUCCUCUGUAAAACCUGCUUUCAGGGCCACUGUGAUCAUGUGACAGGAAAUUGCAUGUGUCUUCCUGGCUUCCAGGGGGAGAGCUGUAACAACACGUGCCCUCUUAACUCAUACGGUGUCAACUGUUCUUCCGUAUGCGACUGUGGGAAUCUCGCCUGCCAUCCCACCACAGGGGCUUGCCCGAACAGUAGCAGGGCAGGUCUUUUGGCAGGGCUUUUGAUUCCUAUAUUCAUUUUAAUAUUUGCCCUGUUGUUUUGUUGCUGCUGUUGUGGAGGGUCCGUCGAAGGAAAGGAAAGCGUGGCGGUUGGGGAUGGAGGUCCCGCAGUCCGCAUGAAGCAUCACGUGUACACUGUCCUGGCCAACGUGGGUUCAGCCAUUCCAUGUAUCUCCAUGUGGUCAUCUGGUCUACCUAGGAUUACAGUGUCUCAUCAUGAUCCCGAGCUUACCUUCAACCACAGCUUUAUUGAUCAGCCAUCGUCCGGUUGGGUGACUGAUUCAUUUGAAACUGAUGAUGAAGGAGAGGCCAUCUACUGUGAACCUCCUCGAGAAGAUGUUGUAACUGUGGCUGGCGGCGAGCUCCAGGAGCUGAACUCCAAGUGCAACUUCUUCCUUGACCCAUCAAACUUCAGCUCUGACGACAUGUCACAGGACUUUGGUAUCCCACGUACCUCCAGCAUAGCCAAAUCCAAGCGCCCUUCGGUCUCCUUUGCUGAAGGCACAAAGUUCAGCCCUAAAGAGCGGCGCAGCUCCACCCAGGAUCUGUCCGGUUCUGGAAGAAAAUCCAAAUCCUGGGGUGUGCUCAUGCUCUCAGCCCUGCAAGGAGGUCAAGGGAACCAUACUGAGGUAGAGGCUGAAAAGACAGAGGAGAAAACUGAUGAGAACGUCUCCUCUGAGGAGCAAGGUGCUACCACUGAGACAUCAGAAGCUGACUCCAUAAGGUACAGUUCUGGUUCCUCAAGGACUCACCUCAGUGUUCCUUGUGGGAGGCGACGAACCCAUUCCACCGCAAGAAAAAACACUCAGCCGCAGAGCUCAUCAGAUGGGGGACAGGACACAGAUUCAGAAGCAGAAAAAUUGACAACUGUGUAUGUGACUGUAGGUAAAAUCGUUAAGCAAGAGCUCAGCUCCGAAGGCCCUGUGCAGGCAAUGCUGCGCAGACUCGGUAGUCUUCAGAGACAGAAAGAGGUGGGCGUCCAGCCCAAAGGCAGGGGGCAGGCGAUUACCAAGCCUCCAAGGAGAAAGCUGGGAGCACGGGCCAGCGCGUGGGAGCAAGCCACAGUGUCGGGCCAAACGGAGGUGGUUAUGAGGAAACCUAGUCGCAAGAAGCACAGCUCCCUCAGCUCUCCCUGUAUAGCGGGGGCAACAGACUCUCCUCAGGACAACAGUACCCCUAAGAGGCCACUGUCCUCUAUUUUGAAAAGUGUUCCUGAGAGUGGCGUGCAUAGAUCACUGGUGGAACAAGACACUGAAACAAAUGCUCCAGUAGAACAUGAAUAUGAAACCGUUGCUCCAUCAGAUGGGGUCUCCACCUCUACUGAGAUUAUUAUCAAUGAGACAGUUGUGGGUGAAGCAGAAAACGAACCUAAUUAUGAGAAUGUUUAUGUAAAACAUUGA
Messenger RNA from Paramisgurnus dabryanus, 3652 nucleotides. RefSeq names its product scavenger receptor class F, member 1 (gene scarf1). Gene Ontology annotation, biological process: heterophilic cell-cell adhesion; dendrite development; neuron remodeling. The record is from RefSeq and is a predicted model, not a curated record. Gene Ontology annotation, cellular component: membrane. Gene Ontology annotation, molecular function: low-density lipoprotein particle binding; scavenger receptor activity. NCBI's taxonomy places the organism in Eukaryota, Metazoa, Chordata, Actinopteri, Cypriniformes, Cobitidae.